UAAGUGGGAGCGGAUCAAUGCACAAACUGAAAAGUUCUGAGCUGAUGACUAGGACCUGUGGCACUGCAAUGCAUAGGAACACUAGGUGGAGUUUUCAGACAACACCCUGUUUGUGAACUGUGCAGUGACUCGUGUACACAGUGUAGGUGUAUACUCCUCUAGUGCAAGUGCGUCACAGUACAGUCCGAUUGCCUUCCCAACAAAACUUUGGAGAACAAAGUUUUAGGCAUACUCUUCAUGAAGUUUAUGUACUAAAACACUAACCAAGAUGGCUAUUUUGGAUCAGCACUGCUUCUGCUGCGUGCCUCUGCGCCAAGGGGCUCUUGUGUCCAGCAUUCUUUUCUUGUUGGUGUCUGCAGCCACCGCCCUUCUGUAUGUAUGGGGUCUCUUGGACCUUCUGCAACAGGGCAACAAGUUUGCAACGCAACCACAUGAAACCGCCACUCUCGUUCUGACGUACAUCCUGAUUGGUCUGCACGGAGUUGUCAUGAUUCUGGCUGCUAUCAUCAUGUUCAUUGGAGCAUUUUGUAACAGCGCAGGAUCUGCUGCUUUCUUCAGUGUCAUCCUUGCCAUCGGGACGGUGAUUGAGCUGGGCUAUGUGGUGUACCUGGGCAUCAUUACCGAUGAUCAGCUUGGGGGAUUGAGCAAUCAGCCUUAUUUUCUCUUCCUGAUCAUCUGGUAUGCCGUCCGAGCUAUCUGGAACAUUCAUCUUGUGAUAACCAGUUGGUCUCUGUAUCAAUACUUCCGAUCCAAGGGAUUUGUGGCCGGCAACCGCUAGACAGGGCACCAGUGAGAGGCCUGCCGAUGCAGGUACACGUAUCAUCGGUCUUUGGUUACAUGUAGCCAUAAUCUCAAAUUUCUAUACCUCAUAAAUAUUCAUCAGGCAACUGCUGCAUUUCACUGGUCCAUUUCAGCAACUCAACCGUGUGAAAGUUUUAUCACCGGCCCCGCGUCAUCGUACGCACGCGUGUCGCGCAAAAACCAAGGAGGUACUAUCACACACCUGGAUCGCAGCUUUAGAUUUGUUCCCAUCAGUCCUAUGUUAUCUCUUUACCAAUGACGCAUACGCUUUACGUGCAUACGGUGGAGAUCACAGUACCAGUGAGGACAGUUGUGCCAGCCUAUAAUGGCAUACAUUAAAAUGGCGACCGGUGGUGCUCGCUUUGCGAUUUUAACCGAGGAGGAACUGGGUGAAAUUUUACACAACUAUAAUAAAUCCUGUGUUUUGCGUGAAUUAAAGUUAUUAAAUGACGCAACAUUAACUUGCUAUUCUGUUUGUCUUCUUAAAUUAAAAUAAUGAUUCACUUUAUCCAAAUAAUGCACGAUGAAAAACGUGGUACGAAUGAAAUACCACAACUGCCUGAUGAAUUUAUGAAUUUAUGAGGUAUAGUAAAACAAAUACAACAUGUUUUUGCGGGGAAAUAGUGAAAACAAAUGAUCCCUCAGUGUUGGAUGAUUAGGAAUAUCUCCCUUUGCUUCGCUUCGGGAGUAACAAACUCAAAUCCAUAACAAAUGCCAGUGUUUUUUACUCCCCAAAUGAUCCCACUGGAAACUAAAAAAAUGAAAAUCGAAAUUGAAAUUCGGAAUAUUUAAUUCCUUGGCAUGAAAGGGUAAGAUUUUUUCUUUUAAUAGUUUUUUUUUAAACAACUCAGACAAUUCAUGUAAGUUAAUCUAAAAAUUAGUUUGUGAAGUUUUUCUAUUUCAGCAAAAUAAAUGGUUACAUAAUUAUAAGAUAAAACCUCAAUUCAGAGUCUUGUUAAGUAAUUAUUAUACUCACUUGAUGUUAUACAACUACAUGUAUGUUUGCGACGUUUUUGUUUCCUUUUUUGUCUUUUAGUAACAGAGUUCCUUCUGUUAAUGACCAAACUAAAUAUUUGGUCUGAUUGUUACUCUCAGUGCAGGGAUUUCUUGGGAUUGUUUUACCAUCAUUAAGCAACUUUAAACCAUAUUUUAAUAACUGAAAUAAACGUAUUGGGUUUAGAAGAAUUAGAAUUAAAA
This is a messenger RNA of Patiria miniata (bat star), 1998 nucleotides long. RefSeq lists its product as uncharacterized. Lineage: Eukaryota; Metazoa; Echinodermata; Asteroidea; Valvatida; Asterinidae. The coding region runs from base 269 to 778 and encodes 169 amino acids. The transcript is spliced from 6 exons. The record is from RefSeq and is a predicted model, not a curated record.